This is a messenger RNA of Priapulus caudatus, 2388 nucleotides long. Its product is annotated as coiled-coil domain-containing protein 43-like. The transcript is spliced from 2 exons. The coding region runs from base 33 to 671 and encodes 212 amino acids. The record is from RefSeq and is a predicted model, not a curated record. Lineage: Eukaryota; Metazoa; Priapulida; Priapulimorpha; Priapulimorphida; Priapulidae.
UCACGCAACCCGUAUCAUAUGGCAGGGAAAAAAUGGCAGCCCCCACUGAAAGUUUCGAUAAUUGGCUUUCUAAUAAAUUAGUGACUUUAGAAAUUGAUGCAGAUGUCUUUCACUCAUACAUAGUAGGCAUAUUGGAAGGGGAUGAAUCAGCGGAAGAAAAGAACGAGGCCUUACAGGGCAUUAUUCAAAGUUGUGUAGAUGCAGACUCCCAGAAAGUCUGUGAUGAAAUAUUGGACAGAUGGGAAUCAGCUUCAGGAACUCAAAUCACUGACAAAACCGAUGCCGCAAAAUUCUCCGUCGAAGACAAACUUUCCAGCAUGCUAGGUAAAGAUAUUCCCUCCGUGGCAAGAACGCAGAAAAUCACAGAAGAGGAAAAGCAACGACGAGACGCGAUCGUUUCGCACUACGGUAACGUGGCAGAUGAAGGUUCUGACGGUGAUGAAGACCAUGACGACGGUGACUAUGACGACGACGAUGCUGGACUGUACAAGAACGUCAACGUGCAGUCGGUGAUGAACGUAGAAAAGGAUCGCAGAGAGAAGAUGAAGGAGGAAAUGCAAAAGAAGAAAACACGCGACCAGCAGGGGAGAGAUGAGCAGAAGAAGAAAGUUGAAGAAAGGAAAGAGAAGGAGAAAAAGAGAACACAGAAGGGGGAACGGCGCACGAGAUAGUAUGAAGAGUAGUUGCUGUGAAUUGUAAUUGCUUUCAGCAUUUGCUCCUCAAUCCUCCAUGAUGGCUACACAUCUAAUUUAUUUUACAAGUUUGAGAAUGUAUGUCGUAAAGUGUAGAAUAAACGCAAGGUACAAUCAGAUGUGACACUCGUGACCAUGUUAUGCAGUAAGUGAGUACUAAACGAUUGUGGUGAUGUCACGAUUGAGAAAGAAAACGUACAUGUAAAGGGGUAGAAAUUAACUUUUGAACACGGGAGUCCAACGGACUCCCUACCCUCAAAAAGAGGGAGUCCGCAGCAAAAUGAGGGAGUCCGCAGCAAAAUGAGGGAGUCCGCAGUCUGAGGUUCAAAAUUAAAGAUAAUAACAAUAACGCAUGUGCUUAUUUUUAAGAUUCAUGCAGUUGCACGUCUGCCAAAUUUUCUUCGGGCAUUAGCUGAAAAAAUAUGGUAAUUCCGCUAGGCCGUGCUCCGGAACGAACUAGUCGGUAUCGCAGAAUUUUCAGGGAGUCACACGGACUCCUGCAUAUGUCAAAUCAGGGAAUAUUUGACUCCGGACUCCCGUUAAUUUCGCACCCUGCAUGUAUGUUGUUCAAAGGCAGUAUAAGUUUUAUAGUAGAUGCACUGAUUACACAGAGCAUUGAUGAUGAGCAUUGUGGAAGUAUUCUGUAGUAAUUGUAAUAAGAAAUAAGACUCCUGUCUCAGGAGUGUGUGGAGAAAAGUUAAAUGUAUCUAGAAAUGCUUGAUAUAUUUAUAACUUGAUGUGCAGUGAAAUGCUACGUAUUUAUAAAAAAAAACGGGUGCCUUUUAACUUUUUAAUUCGGAAAGUAGAGGAUAGGUGAACCAGAAAUGUUGAAAUAGUUGCCAGUUGAUACCUCUCAGAAUCAUUAACGAAUGAAUAUUUUAAUGAAAUAUGGAAGGUAUCGAUCUUCAUCAUUGAGUAAUAGGCUUGCAUGUGUGUGACAAGCCCUAAUAUAUUACAGGUAAUCCUUGUUUGAUGGCAAUCUGGUUUGUGUUGCUUUGUUAUUACCUUGUUAAGGAUUAGUUAGGAAACAUACUCAUGUAGUCUUGCAAAGCUACGGUAUUACGUCAAUCGGGUGCCACCUGCUAUUCAAUACAAUCUUAUAACACAUAGUGCAGGGACGUAAUUUAACCCCAAGCGUAAGCCAGGUACUCUUCAGUAAGCAUAAUAUCAGCGAUGGUUCCUCUUAAGUGAGUAUCAGUCAGGGAUGGUACGUCUUUAAUGUGGCAGCCAUUUAUUGAUAUUGUCAUCUGUUCACGCACCUUACUUCACCAUGUAGAUUAAAUAGUAUUGUAAAUAACACUCUUUCCGUAUUAUACAAUGUGUUUGGACUGGCCAAAUAUUCCCUAGAACUCCCCCCCCCUCCCACUAUCAUACAAAUUUAACAUUUGUUCCUGUAGUGCGAUAUACAUCAAAUAGUAUCAGUUUUAAGAGAUACAUUAAUGAUAAUGAACAAGGAAUACCUGUAAAAUUGAUGCUUACGUGUUACCAAUGUCCAGCAUUCUGUAAACAUCGUUUGUUUAUCUCAUUAUAAUAAUCUACUUAAUGCUCGGAUAGUAUUGAAAAAAAGUAGGCAGUUUUGUGUACAAACGCUCGAGCAAGAACAAUUCUAUUUUGCUAUGUGAAGCUACAUAGUGUUCGCGCGUCAAGAUGAAAUAAAUUUGGGAGUUGAGCCCAACUCUGACAAUCACUGUUUAAA